This is a messenger RNA of Pieris napi, 1169 nucleotides long. RefSeq names its product zinc finger protein 728-like. Gene Ontology annotation, biological process: regulation of transcription by RNA polymerase II. The transcript has 2 exons. Lineage: Eukaryota; Metazoa; Arthropoda; Insecta; Lepidoptera; Pieridae. Gene Ontology annotation, cellular component: nucleus. The coding region runs from base 1 to 1023 and encodes 340 amino acids. Gene Ontology annotation, molecular function: RNA polymerase II transcription regulatory region sequence-specific DNA binding; DNA-binding transcription factor activity, RNA polymerase II-specific. The record is from RefSeq and is a predicted model, not a curated record.
AUGUCAUGGUGGAAAUCAGAUUCCCUCUGGAAGCAUAUUCCAGAGAGAACAAAACCGAUAGAUCGGCGUGGUGUUGCCCCUUUAUUGAGGAAAAACUCGCUUAUGCUUCUCGCAAACUCAACUAUGGUUAUAUUUCAAUGGAAUAAAAGCCGAUAUAGAUGUUUUUGCUGUAAAGAGCCGUUCUUAAACAUAAAUCAACUGCGCACACACACUGACAAACACACUAUUCAAGAAAUCGAAAAAAAUAUCAUAUGUCAGCAAAAUAAACUUAUUAAAGUUGACAUAUCAGUUUUAAAAUGUAAACAAUGUAGUAAAAUAUUGGAAGAUUUAAAUGAAUUAUGUUGCCAUUUAAAAGAAACCCAUGGAUUUGCGACGCUAAAAGACAAUUUGCUUGUGCCUUUCAAAAUCGAGAGCUCAGGAUUACAAUGUCAGAUCUGUUCGCAAAGUUUUAAUUUAUUUAGAUUAUUAAAUAUUCAUGUAAAUAAACACUAUCAAAAUCAUGUUUGUCAUAUCUGUGGCGCUGGUUUUACAAAUCUAGUUUACUUAAAUCUGCAUAAAACGAGAAAUCACCGCCCGUUACGAUGUGCUCAAUGUAAAAUAGAUUUCAAAAGUCGCAUUGACAAGAGGAAGCACGAUGUUGCCAUCCACAAUCUUAAAAUAGAACGAAAAUCGAGAUUCCCAUGUCCAUAUUGUGAUGAGCGAUUUUUUCAGGAGAAUUUAAGGGUUUUGCAUUUAGUUGAAAAACACGAAAUGGAGAAACCGGAUCAUAUGUGUGAUUUGUGUUCCAAGACUUUUUUAACUCGCAGCCUGUAUAAUAACCACGUUCGAUACGUACAUUUGAAGGAGAAAAAUCAGGAAUGUGACAUAUGUCAUAGUGUUUUCUAUACGAAAUCGGACGUUAAGAGGCACAAAGUCACUCAUACAGGCGAGAAGAAAUUUAAAUGUGAUCUGUGUAAUAACCUUUUUGCGACAAAAGACUCUUUGAGGCGACAUGUUAAAAGAACGCAUGCAGUUUUUCAUUAAAUACAUUUGGCUCCUUACUAUUAUUUACUUGUGUGAAAUACAACUUUUAAGGAAUUUUAAAGUACUACUAGGAACUAUUACACUCCCAAUAUAUUUUUUGACGUGACAACGUCUUAUAAAUCGAUGGAGCCGGCUGCACGCACGAA